Molecule: messenger RNA, 237 nt
Organism: Acanthoscelides obtectus
Lineage: Eukaryota; Metazoa; Arthropoda; Insecta; Coleoptera; Chrysomelidae
Source: the annotation of a GenBank genome assembly
UUUUCUCUUGGCUAUGGAUGUUGUGAUUGUCCGUAGGUGGUAGACGGUCUCUGACUGUCGAACGCGGAGGUACCACCCGGCGGAUCUCGUAGGCGGAGCCAGAAUGUGUGCAUGUUGCAUGCACACGUGUUCCCUCGCCAGAGUCCGUGUGGGGUCCCCCCCCCUUUCCCAUGUAUCCCCCUAUAGCCCGACGGCGUUCGUGGUCGUGGUAGUUGAAGUAUAAAAAAAAAAGGUAAA